Molecule: messenger RNA, 2167 nt
Organism: Sphaeramia orbicularis (orbiculate cardinalfish)
Lineage: Eukaryota; Metazoa; Chordata; Actinopteri; Kurtiformes; Apogonidae
Gene: tmed8
Product: transmembrane p24 trafficking protein 8
Exons: 6
Coding region: 286-1098 (270 amino acids)
Cellular component (GO): Golgi membrane
Source: RefSeq, a predicted model, not a curated record
UGGAGAACUCCAGCUGAGGUAGAGGCAGUCUUGUACCGCACAGGAUCUCAACACUCGAUGGAAACACGGAAGUAUAUAUUAAAAAAAAAAAAAAAAAACGUGUUUUCCUUGGUUUUUUACUUUCGAUCAAGCUUUAUUUAAAGUGUUUCUCCUUUUCCUGUGAAGCAGCUGCUGAUCCAUGAGACAUCUGUCACAUGACGGGGGUGAAGCCUAUUUCCUGAUGCCCUGAAUUAGUCGUAAGUGAAAUCGUUUCAAGUUGUCAGAUUAUCACCGUUAGAUCGUGCCAUGGACAGAUUAGAAGCCACAUCAGAGCUCCAGUCACGGCUGUCAUCUUUGUCCUUCUCUUCUUUUUCCGGAAUAACAUCCAAACAGUGCGAGAACAGACCACUGGACAGGCUCCCGAAUACAGACCUUUCACAGAGUUUUAGCCCAUCUAAAAAUCAGAUUACCAUGGAUGAAGCCAAGGAGGACUCACAGCAGCAUUCAGAGGGUAAUGAAGAGGCUCCUGCUGAGCCAGCCCUUGGGGAAGCAGCUGAGGAGAACAACAGCACAGGGAGCUGUCAGCUCUCCAGUGAGAUGAAAGCAGCCCAGAUGCCACCCCUGAAUCCCCCAACAACCUGGACAUCUGCUGCAGUGAAGGAGCUAAAGACAAAGCUUCAAACAGACAAAGACAGUGUGGUGACCGUGUACCGAGGCGACAUCAUGACAGUUCAUGUUCCCACUGUCCCUGAGGCAAAAAAAGUCUGCUGGGAGUUUGCUACAGAUGGCUAUGACAUUGGCUUUGGGAUAUAUUUUGACUGGACUCCUGUCACGACCCGGGCUAUCACUGUGCACAUCAGUGAAUCAAGUGAUGAUGAGGAUGAAGAGGAGGAGCUGGAAGGACCUGUCACUAAUGGAGAUGUUGAGAAGGGCUCCAAAACUCAAACCAACUCAAGCCUGGCUGAAAUCUUACCCGUCUACCGCCAAGACAGCCACUUGUCUGUCCAAGGAGGGAGCCACGAGUUUCCAGGUGAAGGCACGUACCUCUUUAAGUUUGACAACUCCUACUCACUAUGGCGGAAUAAAACACUUUACUACAGAGUUUAUUACAGUGCCUGAGAUGCCAAUUUAUUGUUUUUGAAUGUAUAAAUUAAUGCAGAAUUUGCUGUCAAGAACGAUGAACUAUUUUUGAAUCUAUACAUGGAGAAUAUAAAGUUCUAAUAUAAAAGUUUAAAAUAGUCAUAUCUAUUUUUAUCACUUUCAGCUUGUGUUGCCACAUGUUGGAUUUACGUAUAUUCUCAGAUAGUUUCGAAUGCAACACUUACUCCAGUGUCUUGCCGAUAGAUAACUGAAGAAGCCUUGCAUAUGUGCCAUGUUUCCAUGUAUGCACUGUGCUAAUUGGUCAAGUGCCCAUCAUAAAAUAUAUAUAUAUAUUGUCUUUUGCUGUAACAUUUCAAUAGUAGCAGUGAUCAGGGAACACCUGCACAGAAUAUUUUUCGCCAGGCCAGGUGAUUAAUCAGCAGUGCUCUAAAGAAAUGAAAGGUUUAUGUUAUGUGUGUGUGUGUGCAUCUUCUAUCUAUAUACUCUUAUGCUGCAUUGUUGCUACCUGUAUUUACCAUAAUUUUUCCAGUAUAAUUUAUUUUUAAUCUGUGUUAAAUCUAAAUAUGUGUUUUCAGAGAAUAUAACUGUCCAAUACUGAUUCUGUUAUCGGUAGAAAAGAAUGUUGAAUGUACUGAAGCAAGUGGUAAGUUACUCAGAGUGUGCUUUUUAUGACACAAUUUAAAGCCAUCCCUUAUCAUACAAAGCUUUUAUUAUGUAAUAAGAUUCAAUAUUUACAUUUGCCUCGUCCCAUUUAAUUUGCUUGUUGGAGGUAGGGAGCUGUAAUAUUCCAUCUAAAUGUAUUUUGUGCUCAGAUCUUGAAUGUCAGCGUGUUUGUUUUUGACUGCUCUCUGUGUCUUUGACAUUCUUUGAAUCUGAUUGUGUUGAAUAGUCUUUUGUCAUCCUGUUUCUGAAAAAUCAGUUCUUCGACCUGUCUCUUGUGCGCAUGUUUCCAAAGAUGUCACAGAAUUGGCUGCUAAUACUGUGUACAACAUAAGCUUCUCAUGUUUGCUGUACUGUACCUUUAAUGUAACUUAUGGUUAUGUUUGUUCCUGAAAUUUAUAUCCCACAAUAAAGAGAGGAUUGUCUA